CCUUUUACACUUUACAAUUGAAUUCUUAGCAAAGGAAACUCUUUGUAUUAAAAAUUGGCAGUGAAACCUGCAGAGAGAUUUGCCACACAAAUGUCGAGAUAUUUUUGGGUCUCUGCCCUGUGCAUUGGUUGCCUGAUCAGCAUUAUUCGAACUGUGCCCUUACAUCCAACGUCCACUGAUCCUCUCCGUUGGAAGACUUCUUUAAGCUCAAUCCGUUCGCGACAGGCAGCGGCAAAUGCUUCCGUUUCCAAAGCAAACGCCACAACUCAAAGGCCUCAAAUAUUAUCUACAAAAAGCGCAACAAAAGCCCAGGAAAGAACCACUUUUGGGGCAUAUAUUUCCACAAAUUCCAGCCAGACUCCACAUCGAAGUACGCUCAAAGUGUGGCCCUCACACACCGAUCGUGUCAAGGUCUUGGAACCCUUUGUAAACUCAAUCAUUCGUAGGUAUGGGGACAAGAUCACGACUGUCUUGCGGACAAUUCCUGUCAGAGCUGAGGUAGCCCAAAAUCCAGAUCGACCGAUCCCAAGUGCCCAAAAGCUGAGUAGCCGGAGCCCAGCGGUGCGCAGAAAGCAGGAGGCCAAAGGGAAAGAGAUGGGCACAACGAGUGAAGUAAACGUGGAGCUGACAUUACCCUUGGAAUACCUUGCCAGAGCAGCAACAAUAAAGGAUUCGUUUGUAUACACCGAUCCACCCAUAUGGAUGGACACGCGCUUUCACUUCAAGUACCAGAGUCGACAGCCGCGACUCCGCGUCGAGUCGAAUCCCGCUGUGAACUACUAUCCCGAUAGUAAGCAGAUGAGCACCGUGUGCAGGGACAAGUCCACCAUUAUAGGCACGGAUAGAGUGACAAAUUACCUGAAGGAACACAUCUACCAGAAGCCACACGGCAGGAGGAUCCUGUACAAUCAGCUUCGAGCAAAUGACACUCUGCAUACGAUGCUGAUGUUCUGCCACAUGCCCACAGUUAUUCCGGUGAGAGCAUUCCUCGAUUGCAUGAUAAUGCGACACAUGAUGAUGGAGUCCAUGGUGCCCAAAUAUCCCUACCAUCAGAAGCAAUCAAAGCUGUAGAGAAUCCCAUUUUAUGCUCCUAUCACAGUAGGCAAUGUCCUUUCCUUCCACUCACAUUUAAGCACAAAAUUCCAGGUGCCACAAGUGCUCUGUAAAUGUUCUUUAUUAUUUAUUUUACCUAACAAAUUUACUGUGAACACAUUUAUUUAUUUACGCGACAAUGUACAAGAUAAGCGUCGUGGUUUUCCUGUGCCUGUGCUGCUUCAUCACUACAAAACCUCUGCACCGCAAUGGGCACACAAAUAUGUCCCACACUUUGGUGUCUGGCAAUCAAAGUGCGCGAUUUGUGGACGAUUAUGAUCUGGGUUUGAGCGAUCAGUCGAAGGAUUCGAUAAGUGCCGGUCGCGGCAUUCGACUCUUCCAAUAUCCACCCAUGCAAAAUGAGCAAACGGCCAAGCGGGAGGACACGACCACGAAGCCAAAGAAGGCGCAGACCAAGAGGCUAACCAGGAGCACUGCAACUCCACCGAGCACCGCUGCCACCAAGAACUUUGUACAGCUCUGGGGACUGUCCGUGGAAGAUGAAAAACUCAAGCCCAGAGCCAGGGAUGUGGUCGAUGCUCAAGCUGAGGAGAGGCCAGCUGGCGAUGGGCUUGAGGCGGAACAGGAAGAGAGCGACGAGGACAACGAGGAGGCAGCCGACAGAGAUGAGGAUGCACCCAGAGAAGAAGCAUUAACCGAAGAUGUAAAGCUAGUGCCGAGGAUUACAGCAGCAGAGCCAGAGCUUAGGCCAGAAAAAGAAACGCAAAGGGAAGACGACGUGGAACGUGAUGACACUGAGGAGGAUGACAAUGUAAUCGGCGGACUGGAUAAAUCAGGCAAUGAAGACGCGGCCAGAGACGAUGCUGAUGUGCUUGGCUUCAAGAGCCUCAUGACACCGAAGUCACUCGUGGGCGAGGAGGUGCAGGCCAGACAGGAGGAUGAAGUCACUUAUGCCAACAACUGGCAGGACACGCGCAGGGAGGAGUGGCGCAGUGCGCUGGCCCGUGCCGGCAUCAUGUCCAAUCCGCUCUCCGACUACUAUCCUUCGAACACGAAGAACCUCAGCACGGUCUGCAUCCUCAAGUCAUCGAUUGUGAACUUCCCCAAGGUGUUCAAGUGGCUGCACAAGAUGAUCCUGAAUAUCACGUACCAUCAGCGGCCAGUCUUCACCGAGCUGCGGCGCGAGCUCUACGACUUCGGCAAGUCCGAGAUGUGCCACACAACCGACAUGACCGAUUGGGAAAAGUAUCAGCUCUGCGCCCUUAUGCGCAAUCAGCGCAUGGAGUACAUGAUUCCACACUAUCCGCUCCACCAAGUUGGCUAUCGACUGCUCUUCAAGGCCAAGAGGGAUUAGCUCUGGACCAACUUUUGUGGUGUGCA
Drosophila subobscura is the source of this 2433-nucleotide messenger RNA. Its product is annotated as nucleolin-like. Bases 1232 to 2407 code for a protein of 391 amino acids. Lineage: Eukaryota; Metazoa; Arthropoda; Insecta; Diptera; Drosophilidae. The transcript is spliced from 3 exons. The record is from RefSeq and is a predicted model, not a curated record.